AUGCACAUCCCCACCCCAUUUCUCUUCCUCCUUCUCACCGUCCUUCCGCUCGUGCUCACCCCCGCUGCCGCCGUCGGGGACAAAGCAACCGGUGGCGCUAGCGACGCCGUUGGGACGUACCUGGUGGUCGUCUGCCGGACCAAUGGACCCAAAGAGAGCGGCGAGAAGCUGCGCGCGUGGCACGCCUCGCUGCUCGCCACUGUCCUCAACAGCACCACCGACGCGGUCCUCCUCGACGCCCGAUCCGCGAAGGGCGGGCGGCUCGUCUACUCCUACCAGCAUGUCGUGAGCGGGUUCGCCGCGCAGCUCACAGAUCGGGAGCUGGACGCGUUGCGCGGGCUCAGCUGGUGCGUGGACGCCAUCCCGGACGUCAACUACAGGCUCAUGACGACGUACACGCCGGCGCUGCUCGGGGUGAGCGCGCCUCGGACGGGCAUGUGGGCUGUGGCCCGCGGCAUGGGGGAGGGCAUCAUCGUCGGCAUCAUCGACAACGGGGUCGACCCGCGGCACGCGUCGUACAGCGACGAGGGCAUGCCGCCGCCGCCGGCAAAGUGGCGGGGCCGGUGCGACUUCGGGGGCGCCCCAUGCAAUAAUAAGCUGAUCGGCGGGCAGUCCCUGACACCAGGGGAGCACGGCACGCACACGUCCAGCACUGCCGUGGGCGCCUUCGUCAGGGACGUCAAGGUGCUCAGGACGAACGUCGGCGCGGCCUCCGGCAUGGCGCCGCGCGCGCACCUGGCGUUCUACGAGGUGUGCUUCGAGGACCAGUGCCCGUCGACGAAGCAGCUCAUCGCCAUAGAGAAGGGCGCGUUCGUGGACGGCGUUGACGUGGUCUCCAUCUCGGCGGGGGACGACACGCAGCAGCCGUUCUACAAGGACCUCACCGCCGUCGGGAGCUUCUCCGCCGUCAUGUCGGGCGUCUUCGUGAGCACGAGCGCAGGAAACAACGGUCCGUACGCCGCGACCGUCACGAACUGUGCGCCUUGGGUGCUCACAGUGGCCGCGAGCACCAUGGGACGGCGCAUUGUCUCCCAGAUCAGACUUGGCAACGGGCUUGUGCUCCAAGGCGAGGCAAACAGGAGGUACAAGAGCGUCAAGAAGAGGCCGCUCGUCUACGUCGCCGGCCAGUUCGUUGAUGGCGCGCUCAAGUCCGUCGACGUUCGCGGCAAGAUCGUGCUCUGCGACCGCUCAGAGGGCGUCAGCAAGCGCGGCGAGCUUGUCCGCUCUGCCGGCGGCGUGGGCAUAAUCGUCUUCAACGACGAGAUGGAGGGCGGCACGACUAAUCCAUCGGGGGGAAACUUGACUAUCGCGGCGUCGCGCGUUAGCCAUGCCGACGGCAAGACGAUGUUGGCGUACAUCAACUCCACGGCCAACCCCACCGCGAGCCUCCACUUCACUGGCGUUGUGCUGGACCCGUCCUCUCAGCCGGCCAUCGCCGGGUACUCUUCACGAGGUCCCUGCAACAUGUCAAACCUCGGCGUGCUGAAGCCCGACAUCACCGGCCCUGGCACGAAUAUAAUUGCGGCUGUCCCCGGCUCCCCUCGCGGCCACAACGCCAGCACACAUACCCAGACCUUCGGUGUCUUCAGCGGCACUUCCAUGGCCGCGCCGCACCUCUCAGGGAUCGCAGCCGUGCUGAAGGGAGCACGUCCGGAGUGGUCACCGUCCGCGAUCAAGUCGGCGAUGAUGACAACAGCCGAGGUGACGCACCCGGACGGCACGCCAAUUAAUGACCAGGCGACCGGCCUGCCGGCGAGCCACCUCCUCAUGGGCGCCGGGCUCGUGAACCCAACGAAAGCACUUGACCCCGGGCUCGUCUACAACCUCUCGGCGCUAGACUACAUCCCCUACGUCUGCGGCCUCGGGUACAACGACAGCUACGUCAACGACAUCAUUGCACAGCCGUUGCAGAACGUGAGCUGCGCAUCGGUCAGCAAGAUCGAGGGCAAGGACCUGAACUACCCGUCGUUCAUGGUGUCACUCACGACGGCCGCGCCGGCGGUCGAGGUGAGGCGCACGGUGACCAACGUCGGGGAGGCGUUCUCGGUGUACACGGCGGAAGUCGUCUCACCGAAAGGCGUCACCGUCGAGGUGGUACCAAACAGGCUGGACUUCAGCUCUGUGAACCAGAAGAGAGAGUUCAGGGUGAGGUUCAGGGGUGGUGGCAGCGCCACCAACGGCACGGUGGAAGGUAGCCUCCGGUGGGUCUCCGACAAGCACUCCGUUCGCAGCCCAAUCGUCGUUCUUGAUGGAACCCUGAAUUUGGUUUAG
Messenger RNA from Phragmites australis (common reed), 2271 nucleotides. RefSeq names its product subtilisin-like protease 4. Bases 1 to 2271 code for a protein of 756 amino acids. NCBI's taxonomy places the organism in Eukaryota, Viridiplantae, Streptophyta, Magnoliopsida, Poales, Poaceae. The record is from RefSeq and is a predicted model, not a curated record. Gene Ontology annotation, biological process: proteolysis. Gene Ontology annotation, molecular function: serine-type endopeptidase activity. The transcript has a single exon.